Molecule: messenger RNA, 450 nt
Organism: Malassezia restricta
Lineage: Eukaryota; Fungi; Basidiomycota; Malasseziomycetes; Malasseziales; Malasseziaceae
Product: dUTP pyrophosphatase
Exons: 2
Coding region: 1-450 (149 amino acids)
Biological process (GO): dUTP catabolic process; dUMP biosynthetic process
Molecular function (GO): dUTP diphosphatase activity; magnesium ion binding
Source: RefSeq, a predicted model, not a curated record
AUGUCGGUCCGCCUGCUGGUAAAGCGCAACCCUGCCUACCCCCUCGCCAAGCUGCCUGUCCGUGGCAGUGCACAGGCAGCAGGCUACGAUCUUUUCGCGUGUGAAGAUGCCGUGAUUCCCAAGGGCGGACGCGCCGUCGUACAGACCGGUAUUCAUGUGGCCCUGCCUGAGGGACACUAUGGCCGUGUCGCCCCCCGCAGUGGCCUGGCCGUGAAGCACGGCAUUGACGUGGGUGCCGGUGUGGUCGACUCUGACUACCGCGGCUUGCUGGGCGUCGUGCUCUUCAACUUUGGCUCCGACGACUUCCAGUUCCGUGCCGGCGACCGCAUUGCACAGCUCGUCAUUGAGAAGAUCUCAACGCCCGAUGUCGAGGAAGUGGACUCGCUCGACGACACGACACGCGGCAGCGGUGGAUUCGGGUCUACGGGUGGAUUCUCUAGCGCUAAGUAG